Molecule: messenger RNA, 3896 nt
Organism: Portunus trituberculatus (swimming crab)
Lineage: Eukaryota; Metazoa; Arthropoda; Malacostraca; Decapoda; Portunidae
Exons: 11
Coding region: 192-1652 (486 amino acids)
Biological process (GO): proteolysis
Cellular component (GO): lysosome
Molecular function (GO): cysteine-type peptidase activity
Source: RefSeq, a predicted model, not a curated record
UUCCACCCUGCCUCGUGUCCUCCGUCCACCCAUCUACCCGGUAAUGAAUGGAGAGACGGUAAAGCGUGAGUCAGUGACGUUUGCGAGUGACGUCACGGUGCGGCAAAUAAGAUACCCUACCAUGGUGAUGCGGGAGCCAGUCUGGGUGAGGACAGGGAACGGUGAAGGUGGCAGCCCCGCUAGCCAGAAACAUGACCCGGUCCCCAGCCAAGAGAGGAAGUGGUGGGUGGCGGUGCGAGGGCGUGGUGGCGUGGGCGGCGCUGGUGGGCUUGGUGGGCGUGGCGCUGAUGCCCUUCCCCACGGCUGCCCAGUACGGACCAGGCACCUAUUCAGACCUUCAGGGGGACUAUUGCAGGAAGAGGUUGGGACCAUCUGGCCGGUGUUGUCCUGGUCGCUACGAUGACUGCUCCGUGCCUAUCCACCGUACUCUCUGCUACUGUGACGAGUUCUGUGACAGGUCCGUCAAUCCAGACUGCUGCCCCGAUUACUGGGAGGUGUGUAGGGAAGCGCCGCCACCGCUAACUCAAGGUUGCACCAAGGAUGGCAUCAACAUCCUCAGCGGAACGUACUCCAUGUUCAACUGCAAAAAGUGCAUGUGUCAAAAUGGGAGGCUGGACUGCGAAGACGACGCCUGCCUGGUGGACGAGGAGGUGGUCAGUCAAGUGAACUCCAACCCACGACGCUACGGUUGGACUGCCACUAAUUACAGUGAAUUCUGGGGGAGGAAGGCGAAGGAAGGCAUGGUGCUAAGGACUGGAACACUGAACCCCGAGGCACUGUCGAUGAAGAUGUACCCGAUCCUGCUGCGACCGGACCUACGCCGCAUCCCGAGGCAGUUCGACGCGCGGUUCAAGCGGGAAUGGCGAGGAAAGAUCAGCAAGGUGCGAGACCAGGGUUGGUGCGGCGCCUCCUGGGCUUUCUCUACCCUGGGAGUCGCGCAAGACAGGCUGUCGGUGGAGUCCCAAGGCAACGAGAGCGUGACCCUGGCCCCUCAACACCUUCUCAGCUGUGACCGGCGGGGACAGAGCGGCUGCAAGGGAGGACAUGUGGACCGGGCGUGGCAGUACCUCCGCAGGAUCGGUGUGGUGAAUGAAGGAUGCUUCCUCUACGAGAGCGGCACGUCGGGGAAGGUGCCAAAGUGCCGCAUACCACGAGGAGCCAACCUGAUGAACCUACGCUGCGCCAACGACGAGUCUGUGUACAAGCGCCGCGAGCUCUACAGGAUGGAGCCUGCUUACCGUAUCUCGGGGAAGGAAGAAGACAUCCAGUGGGAGAUCAUGACAGGCGGCCCUGUGCAAGCCAUGAUGAAGGUGCACAAAGACCUGUUCAUGUACCAGCGGGGCGUGUACGCCACGUCAGGCCUCACGCGGGAGGAGCCCGUCAGCCACUCUGUCAGGAUCCUGGGCUGGGGAGAGGAGGACACUGGCUACGGUCAGCCCACCAAGUACUGGCUGGCGGCCAACUCGUGGGGGACGGAGUGGGGCGAGAACGGUUUCUUCAGGAUCAGGCGCGGCUACAACGAGUCAGACAUCGAGACCUUCGUGCUGGCGGUGCGUGCUCGCCUCAACGACUACGACAGGAGGCGGGGCGGGCGACGGAGGUUGGGGCGACACACACAGCGGCGCCACCACAGCUCCAAACGUCACCACUAGAGGGUGUAAGGGCGUGAGGAAGGCCGUGUCAGGUCUUCCAGCUCCUCGACUCACGCUCUACUUAUUCCCAUCAGUGUCUUGUACUCAGUCCGUGGGAAUAUCUCAUUUUCUCUGAUUUCUCGCCAUGAUGCCGUCUGCCGUGUUGGAGAUGACUUCUGCUCGGGGAAAGGACAUGGCAGCGCAUUUUUGUUCUAUAUUGUUACCCUUCUUAUUGAAAUAUUUUCUAAUGAUUUUCUUGUGUUAUUAUUAUUAUUAUUAUUAUUAUUAUUAUUAUUAUUAUUAUUAUUAUUAUUAUUAUUAUUAUUAUUAUUAUUAUUAUCAUUAUUAUUAUUAUUAUUAUUAUUGUUAUUAUUAUUAUCAUGAUCAUUAUUAUUUUGUUGUAUAUCUUUGCCAUUAUUUACUUGCCACCCUUCAUUUGUCAGUGUCUUGUUGACGUGUCUUGGGAUUUUCUCAUUGGUACUUUGUCCUCCUGUCUUGCCCCGGGACGCCGUCUGCAGUGUAGAACUGGUGGCUUCAUGCAAAGGGCCAAAGACAUAGUAGCGUGUGGAAUUCUUAUUGUUAUUACUAGUGUUAUUGAGAGAAUUAUUGUUAUUAUUAUUAUUAUUGUUAUUAUUAUUAUUAUUAUUAUUAUUAUUAUUAUUAUUAUUAUUAUUAUUAUUAUUGUUUUUAUUAUUAUUAUUAUUAUUAUUAUUAUUAUUAUUAUUAUUGUGAUUAUUAUUAUUAUUAUUAUCAUUAUUAUUAUUAUUAUUAUUAUUAUUAUUAUUAUUAUUAUUAUUAUUAUUAUUAUUAUUAUUAUUGAUAUUUCACUUGUUUUUAUUUGUUUUGUAUAUCACUGUUAUCAUUUACUCUUCACCCAUUGUCUGUUGAAUCCAUCGUGAAGUCUUUGGGUUCGUCACACCACCAAGCUAAAAGAGAAAUUCAACUUGCAUUCGAGCCUAACCUUAGAGGGACGCCACAGGUGAACCUCAAGCCAAGAGCCAACACUGCCACACUUGCUCAUACGAGGCUUCUCAGACCACCACCUGUCCACCAGCGCCUCACUGCCCUCCUGGCGAGGCGGCAGGGGCAGCGACGGAUGGAGCCUCGGCAGUGUGGGCAGGAAAGGCCGUCUUGUUCAAGACUUUAGCGCGGAUUCAGGAACGCCUGGAUCUCUCACCACGACUUUUUUCCAAGGACACAGGGAUGAUAUCCCAGAUUCUCAAUAGAGUUACUCAUUACAAUAACAAAAAAAUCUUGUUAGUUUGUCACAAAAAUCGUGAAAACCUCUUUUAAAAACACGUGUAGCCUCAACAAGUGCCUUUUGAGAGCAGUGAAAAUGCUCGCAGAAAUUUAGAUUAUGACUACGAAACACACUGGACGGUGUAUCGCGGCUGUCGAAGGCAUUGUUUAGCUACUUGGGGGAUGCUGGUGGUGGUGAUGAUAGAAAUAAGGGAGCUAUUGGUUGACGCUGCUGAGUGCGAGAAGGGAGGGAGGGAUGGGGAAAGAUGAAGGGGAUGAUCUUUUAUCUGUACAUGAGAUUGGCAAGAAGACGGGAAAGGAAAAUAGAGCCAUGAUGUAGACAGAGGUGGGAGGGAAGGUGUUAGGGAGGGGAGGGUGGGAAUAGGGGAAGGAGGAAAGCAAGGCACCAGCAGGAAGAGGACUAUUGUUCGUGGCCUUGAUCACCUCUGUACCAUUGGGGAGCAUCAGACUGUAGAUAGAAAAUAAAUGAUAAGUAAAUAAGAAAUACAAGAGAGCUUUUUUGUAACACGUCGCGUCGUUCGUCAUGUACACGGUGGUCUUUCUUGAGGGAGUCCUGAACGAUGGCAACAGCUACAAGAGAGGAGCCAUGGUGUAAAUAAGUGUCUGUGGUAUUUUACUUGUUGUGGGUCUUCUUUGGGGCGCCUUGCUUGAGUGUAGGUACAUUAGGUCCAGAGACGCGAUCACUAUGAGAGGAAAUGCUGUGUUUGUGAUAGGUUGUCCGAUAUUUAGUGAGCUUACGAUAUGCUUCCCGUAGGAUAAGAGAGCCAACAACACACUGCCACCUUCUAAAGCUUUAACUUCCAUAUUCCGGAGUUUAUAUAGGUUAGCGAACAGUAUUCAUAAUCAUAGUAUUUUUUCCUUAUAGGUAUUUGCUAAGGGUCUUUCCACCAACGUAUACAUGUGGCUGGAUUUUUGUACAUUCAGUAGUUAAAGUUGCAUACGGUCAUUGUAUAGUUACUGUUCAUAUUAAUGUCCCGAGUAACAUGAAUAAGAAGUGAAGUAAAA